AGCAGCGUGGCUUUUUCUUUUUUUUCUUCUUUUUGCGCACGGCGCAGAUGGAGGCGGUGGUCAAAAUCCAGCAGAGCCGCGCGCAAUAAAGGAAAAAAAAUCGUCUCGAAUAACUUUUUCCGGGGACCAUGACUUUCCUCUUUGUUUUCUUCUUCCUCUCUGUGUCUGCAGCUUCCUCAGGUCUACCAGAGCGGCAGGCGGUGACGGCGAAGCCUGAGCAGAACGUCUCUCUGGGAUGCCUGGGACCCGCCGGUGGAGCGGUCCAGCUCCUCACCUGGACCAAAGUGGGCCACGACUCGGACUACGUGUUCUUCUACCGCAACGAUCGGCCGUACGAGGCCCAGCAGCACCAGGCCUUCAGAGGACGCGUGCUCCUGAGAGACGCUGAGGCCCUGCAGGCCGGAGACUUCUCUGUGGUCCUGCAGAACGUCAGCGCUGCAGAUGCAGGAACCUACAAGUGUCGGAGCAUCUUCAGGAGCCCAGCAGGCGACGUGGGAGAGUUUCAGAGCUCCGUCAACCUGACGGUCUCAGGAAACGAUGAAGAGGAGCUGGAGGAGAGCGGAGACCAGCUGAUGACCACUGGAAGUGAUCCGUUUCUGUUCCUUCUAGCUAGCUUAGGCGUGGCCACAGUUCUUCUUCUUCUUAUCAUGGGUUGUGCUAUGUUCUGGAAAUCAAAGUCCAGAUCAGUGAGCUUCCAGGAGAACAAGAAGAGGUCAGAUGAACUUAUUUGAUUCAUCUAGCCUGGAUUAUUGCACAGGUUAUAGCACAGGUUAUAGCACUUUGUUUAAAUAGCUUACAUUAAAGCACUUUGCACUUUCUGUAGCUCUGCGCAGCAAUCCCCCUGUCCUUCACGUUUCAGAAGUCUCACCUAAUUUAGACGUUACAUUUCCUCCUUGGCUGCAGAAAGAUGCCCAUGAUGCACUGCUUUAAGGUCAGGUGCAGAUGCAGGGACACGUUUAAAUCAUGCAGGACAGUCGGCUCAGAACCAAGAAUGCAGGCCGACUAUUUAAAGCCACAUUAAGUAGGAGAAAAUGUUAAGUUUGUUGUAUAAAAUAAGAUAAAUAUGAAAAUAAUCACAUUGCACUUAAACUCUUAAAGCCUUUUAUAAGCUCAACGUAAACGUGUGAUUUAAGAUGUGUUUUUAACCCACAUAAAGCAUUACCUCACAUCA
Molecule: messenger RNA, 1171 nt
Organism: Fundulus heteroclitus (mummichog)
Lineage: Eukaryota; Metazoa; Chordata; Actinopteri; Cyprinodontiformes; Fundulidae
Product: nectin-3
Exons: 3
Coding region: 129-731 (200 amino acids)
Source: RefSeq, a predicted model, not a curated record